Bombus huntii is the source of this 1494-nucleotide messenger RNA. Its product is annotated as odorant receptor 24a-like. The transcript has 6 exons. Gene Ontology annotation, molecular function: odorant binding; olfactory receptor activity. Gene Ontology annotation, biological process: sensory perception of smell; detection of chemical stimulus involved in sensory perception of smell. Gene Ontology annotation, cellular component: plasma membrane. NCBI's taxonomy places the organism in Eukaryota, Metazoa, Arthropoda, Insecta, Hymenoptera, Apidae. The record is from RefSeq and is a predicted model, not a curated record. The coding region runs from base 1 to 1125 and encodes 374 amino acids.
AUGUUGAGACAAGUGACACCGGAGAAAGUUAUCCACAUUGUUUGGCUUAGUGCUGCUUUAUCUUUCUGUUGGCCGCUUCCUAUUAGUAGCAGCAGAACUCGAGUCCUUGGUUUCAGAAUUCUACAAAUAAGUGCAAUUAUUAGUGCUUGCAUGUUACUACUGCCUAUGUUAUAUUCGAUUUAUUUGCACCCUGACGACCUGGUCGUUGUUUUCAAAUGUAUGUGCAUGUCAACAGCUUUGUGUCAACUUAUCGUUCAGACUACUAUGUGUUGGAUUAAGCAAGACUCUCUACAACGUACAGUUAGAGAAAUGAUGACUUAUGUUAAAGAAACGCAACAGUAUGAAAAGGAAAUUUUCUAUAAAUAUAUCACAAGAUGCGACAUGUUGUGCAUAUGUACCAUAGUAUGUAUGUACGCGACUGCGACUGGUUUUUCAUUGGGACCUGCAAUCUUGCCAAUUUCUUUUCCAGCCGAUGCGGAAUAUCCAUUUCGCGUUAAUUAUACGCCAAUGAAUAUUAUUAUAUAUGCGCAUCAAUCUAUUCUUAGCUACCAAUGCGCUGCACACAGUUGCGUGAGCAUAUUUGGAGCGCUAUUGCUUUGGUUCACAGCCGCAAGAUUCGAAUGUUUGACUGUGGAAUUAGAAAAAAGUACAAGUAUCAAUACGCUAAUUGUUUGCAUUAAAAAGCAAUUAUCUUUAAGGAGGUACGCAGAGGAAGUGCUAAAUAAUUUCCGUAUUAUGGUACUUUUUUCAAUAAUAAUAAGCACACUUGUCUUGACUUUUGGUGGAAUUAUAUUAAUUGUGAAUUCACCACUACUUCUAAAACUGCAGUUCGUAAUCGUAUCUCUCACUGUACUUACGGAAGUUUUCAUGUACGCAUGGCCUGCUGACUACUUAAGAGAAAUGAGCGCAAAUGUUUCACGAAGUGCAUACAACUUGAUAUGGUAUAAACAGACGUUAGAAAUACAAAAGAAUUUACUAAACGUAUUAGUAUUUCAAGAACCCGUAACUUUGUCUGUCAGUUGCGUGUUACCAGAGCUCUCUCUCCGCUAUUAUUGUUCGUAUCUAUCCAAUGCCAUGUCCAUCUUCACCGCUUUGCGUGCCGCGAUAGGAGAUAAUUCUACAUAAGCGUAUCCAGAGUAUUAAUUUUAUCAUAUAAUGAAGUUUUUAUUACGAUUAUGAUUAGCAUCACGAUUACGAAGUAAGUUCCGCAAUUAGUAAAAUGUCAACGCUAUAAUAUCGGUGAAAACUAAUUGUAAUACUUAUAUCAAACUUUGAACUUGUUGCGUAAUGCACAAAUAGGCGAAUAAACAGGUAUCACUGUUAAAAAAUGUGACUCUGUAUAUUGUAACAGUUACAUAAUUUAUAAUUAGUUGCAUGAUUGAUGACUAGUUAAAAUUCUUGUUCCAUUAUUCGUAAUAUUAUGAUUAAUACAAAGUGUUUUCUUUGUAACAAUCGGAUACUUUACAUCUGUUAUAGCUGAGCGUAUAUGUUGAA